Dendrobium catenatum is the source of this 555-nucleotide messenger RNA. RefSeq lists its product as uncharacterized. NCBI's taxonomy places the organism in Eukaryota, Viridiplantae, Streptophyta, Magnoliopsida, Asparagales, Orchidaceae. The record is from RefSeq and is a predicted model, not a curated record. The transcript has a single exon. The coding region runs from base 1 to 555 and encodes 184 amino acids.
AUGAAAGAAUUUUUUACUAAUGCAGAUUUUCAUGUUGCAAGUUUUGUUGGACCGAGUUUUACUUGGUGUAACAAUAAGGAAGGCUCUUCUAGAAUUUGGGAAAGGCUUGAUAAGUGUUUGCUUAAUUCCUCAGCUUUGCAUUUGGUGCCAUUUGGUAAAAUUAAACAUCUUGCAUGGGUGGCGUCGGAUCAGAGCCCAAUUGUGUUUAAUUUGGAUGUAAGAAAGAUCAACAGGAACAAGAGUAUUAGAGUCGAAGACACGUUGAGGUCUUACCCGGCUGGUUGGAGCAAUGUUCAGAAUUCUUGGAAGAAGGCUGAUUUCGGGGAAGAAGAGGAGGUGCUUCAUAGAAAGUUGAAGAGGACAUUGAGAGCAUUAUUUCUCUGGAAUAAGAAUAAAUGCCGUGAUUUAUAUGAACUAUUGGAGGAACUAAAAAGUAAAAUCAUGGAAUUACAAAUUAAGGAGGCUGCGGGUUCUAGGCUUGCUAGUGAUGAUUUGCUUAUGCUUAGAAGGAUGAUUCAUGAGUUGAAUAUAACUGUUAGAAGACUUUCUACUUAG